AUGACUCGGCCACGCUCAACAACACAUCUACCUAUGAUGCUAGCCAUCGUCUUUGCCCUCAUAGUCUGCAUCUUUGCAACUCCCUCAAUAGCCCAAGACUCAAGUUCAGACAAGGCUGCAAAACCAGACCUCAUCUGCCACACCAGCAACCCCGAUGAGUGUUACCCACGGGUCUUCCAACCAACAGAUGAAUUCCAAACAGUACACAAUGACCAAGAACUACCCAACGGGCUUCAUGUCCGGCUAAACAUCUGGACCGGCCAAAAAGAAGCCAAGAUCAAUGUCCCCGGUGAGACGGACCCUUCUCUAGAGGGGCUACCGAUUGAUCAAGCCGUGGUCGUGGUUGACCCCGAGCAACAACCAGAUGCGCCUAAAAUUCCCAGAGGCGCACCAGAGUACGAACCCGUGGGAAAGGUGAAAGGCCCGGAGCACGAAUCAGUCCACUUUUACGAGGGACUCAAGAUGCUCAAGAGCGGCGUCACUAAAAACGACAAAGCAUUCGAUGAUGCGCUAGAAGGACUGGAAGACCUCUCUCACGACUUGUACUACGGUCUCAAAGUCGCCGAGGAUUCGGACGCCAUCAAAGCUCUUUUGUGCCUCAUGUCUGACCAGAGGGCGGCGACGGAUGGAGCCAUUCCUCGCGAUCAACAAGCCGCUGCCAUCUUGGCGGGCGCCAUGCAAAAUAACCCUACCGCCCUCAAGGAAGUCGUCAAGGUGUGGCCGCAGCUUGUGGACUCCAAGUGUCCCAACACCGGGGAGUCGUUGCGUCAAAGUAUUUACUCGAGCGUCAUUCCAGCUCGAAAUGGACACGGCACCGAUGACCAGCAGGCUGCUGCGCGGGUCAAGUCCAAAGUCGCCGUCAUCAAUGGCCUCAUCAAGGAUAGCAUAAUUCGGGCAGAAUUCUUGAAGGAUGGCGGCAUGGCGUCGCUGCUGAGGGUAUUGAUGCCCGAGGGGAAGGCGUGGGCCGGGGCACAACGAAAGGCGGGCCAACUUGUUCUGGAUAACUUUAUGGACGAGGACAUGGGCGCUGUUUUGGGACAGUGGCCGACCAUUCCUAGGUUGAGCGAUGAGCAGUGCCGGACUAGAGAGUCGGAGACGGCUGAGGGGUGCUGGGACUAUCAUGUCGGUAGGAUCAUGAAGGCGAGUAAGGCGGGUAAGGGAGAUUGGAGUCGAGAGUUGAAUAAUAGACUUGCGAGCGUGAGAAAGGAGCAGAGCAAGAGGAGGGCGCAUGAAGAAUUGUAG
This is a messenger RNA of Pochonia chlamydosporia 170, 1242 nucleotides long. RefSeq names its product nucleotide exchange factor SIL1. Gene Ontology annotation, molecular function: adenyl-nucleotide exchange factor activity. The transcript has a single exon. Bases 1 to 1242 code for a protein of 413 amino acids. The record is from RefSeq and is a predicted model, not a curated record. NCBI's taxonomy places the organism in Eukaryota, Fungi, Ascomycota, Sordariomycetes, Hypocreales, Clavicipitaceae. Gene Ontology annotation, cellular component: endoplasmic reticulum.